AUCUUUAGUGCUUUAUCAUGGUUAAUAUAAAGUUGGUUAAAAAGUAGGAAAAUGGAAUAUUUAGUAUUAUGAAUAUAUGUAAAACAUUAUUAGAAAUAAUUAAAUUUUUAGUGGUGGCGGAUUAUAUGAUGAAGAAAAUUAUGGGAUUAAGAUUGAUAAAUGGAUUGAAUUGAGAGAUGGAUUUUGGUGGGAUUCACAAGUCAUUUAUAGUGGUCAAUAUAAGAAUGAUAAAAAAGUUGGUAGAUGGGACAUUUUGUUUAAGAGGACUGAUUUAUUCUCAAAAUAUGAAUAAUUGUAAUAAUAAGAAUAAUAUAAACAUUAGGGGUGGAGGAUACUAUGAUGAAAAAGGCUCAUUUAAAUUUGGGAGCUGGACUGAAUUGAGUGAUGGAUUUAACAUUAAUUCUAAAGUUAUUUAUAAAGGAGAAUAUAAAAAUGAUAAAAAAGUUAGUCGAUGGGAUAUAUGGUAUCAAGAGACCAAUUAUGACCAAUUUUAACAGAUGUUAAAAAUAUUAUUCAUAUUUUAAGUGGUGGAGGAUUAUAUGAUUAGACAGGGGAUGGUACUAAGAUUGGAAGAUGGAUUGAGAUAAGUGAUGGAUUUGAAAAUGAUUCAAAAUUAACCUAUAAGGGUGAUUAUAAAAAUGAUAGAAAAGUUGGUAGAUGGGAGAGUUAUUGGAAUUGGUUAGGCAAUAAAAAGAUGUAAAAUUAUGAUGCAAAAAAUGCAUUAGUGCUGAAGGAUAUUACGAUGAAAAAGAUUCAAUUAAGGUUGGAAAAUGGAUUGAGCUAAUAGAUGGGUUUAGUUUAUAUUAGUAAGUCAUAUAUAGUGGUGAAUAUAAAAAUGGCAAGAAAGUUGGUAAAUGGGUAAUUAAACAUAGGGAGAAAGGCAAGGAACAAUUUAUAUAUAUGUAAAAAUGAUAUUAUUUAAAAUUAUACCUAAUAGAGGAGCUGAAUUGUAUGAUGAAGGAGGCGAUGGAAUUAAGAUUGGAAGAUAAAUUUAAUUGUGGGAGAAAUUCAAAGAUGAGUCGCAAGUUUAUUUUUAAGGUGAAUUUAAAAAUGGUCGAAAAGUUGGUAGAUGGGAUAUUUAUUUUAAAUAUGAUUGGAACUUUAAAUUUAUGUUAAAAUAUUGAUUAAAAAUAUAAAGUGGUGGAGGAUCAUAUGAUGAGAAAGGUAAUGGGAUUAAAAAUGGUAUUUGGAAAGAGAUAAACGAUCGUUUUAGGAAUAGUAGUUAAAUACUUGACUAUGGAGAAUAUAUGAAUGGUAAAAAGGUUGGCAUCUGGAUACAAAUAGAUUUAAAGAAGAUUAUAAAACAAAGCGAAAUAAAAAAUGAUAAUU
Paramecium sonneborni is the source of this 1329-nucleotide messenger RNA. The record is from the annotation of a GenBank genome assembly. Lineage: Eukaryota; Ciliophora; Oligohymenophorea; Peniculida; Parameciidae.